CCCGGCGCUGUCGCACGUGGUACCUGACCAUUUUCCUCGUGUAGCCUCGAAAUGACGUAAACUUCUGGGGCGCAGUGGGAGGACGCUUAGCUAGCAAAACACUGACCAUUUUGUACGGCUGCACUGUGGCACUGGCCAUGGGGAAUGUCUACGCGUUUCCUCCCAUAAUAACGCUUCAACUUAAACUCGUCGACCCCGGUGAAAGGAGUCCCUCCGCCGUGUAAACCUGUCCCUGAGGGGCUGGAGGCUGCAUUUCACCACAACAAACAUUAUAUAUGCGUGCCAUGCGUAACGAUACUAUUGAUGCGGUUUCCCUGGGUAGCGAGCCAUGAUCCAGGGGAAAAUGAAACCAGCCGUUAGCUAUCCACUGCUUCCCCCCUUCAAGCUCUACGCAGAGAGAGCUCUACUGUUCUCCCCUCAGAGAGACCGACUGUCCCUUCCGUGCUAGUAUCGCGCCAACGCGGGUCGACCGCGCCACCCGCGCUGAGAUUUCAUUUUCGUAUCGACCAUUCUGCGGGGAUCUACGCAACAGAAUUGUGCCACUCGCGCUUGCCGUAGCUACUCUAUCUGUUCCUUUCCUCUGAGCCAUAACUGUUGUCAAGCCGAGCAGAUAUUGACGAUUUGACCCGAAAAACGGUAGCCUCACAGUCGAACGCGAACGAUGCUCCUCAAUCUACCCGCUCCUGUCCAGCGACCCACGCUCGUCCCCGUGCCUCUGAUAGAACUGAGCCCUCUUCAGAAAAGCCGGGUAUCCCAGCAUCACACGCUAACCUCUCCGGUUUGCGGGGUUUCGAUUCAGGCCUUAUGGUUCGUGGGAAGGCGGCGUGACACAGGCAAAUGGUGACCCGACUUGCUGUCGUGGGCACAGCGCUCGCGGCCUGCAUCUGUUGUUUUGAGCAGGAUGUCGAAAGCCCCCUGAUUAUCAGCUGGCUCCCCACCGCAUGGGUCUUCACCCGACAUUUGCGCGCGGCAGCAGUCGUCUUUCUACGCUUCACUGACUCAGUACUCCGUGCUCGUGCUGCCCACGUUCCAGGCGAUGACCAUUCGGACAAACGGGGUAGUCCCUAUCACGCGACCGCUGGUAGUGAGAGUGAAGAAGAAACACGGGUGUCACCAGAAGCACCUGCGCAAGCCCCCUCCAGUUCCGCGCCCGAGUCGGCUGAUUCCAGAAGCCACCGACACGGCGCCACAGAUGCCCCAAGUGGGAGCACAGCCGCCGGGUUAGGAUGCUCUGAAGCGGACCAAUUUGGCGUUGCCAGUACAGUAAAUCUUGCUGGCCUUGGAGACGUGACAUAUGGAGUGGUCGCGCUUCAGCAAUUGAGGAGGCAGGCGACGGCUUUACGGCAGGAAUGGACAAAUGAAAAUACAUUCGUAAAAAUGAGCGUUGGACGGCGCUGCGUGGAUCAACCUGCCCUUCCUACAGUGGAGCAAAUCAGACGUUGGUCGACUCUCUCGAGAAAGAGGUUUCGAGCGCGGUUUCCGACACGGCUGCGGGAGGCCGACCAUCUGGAAACGCUGGCAAACGACGUCGUAAAGGCCCUUGAGAAUGCUGGGGUGUCCGUCCCACACGACGCGGAACACAGCUCGUCGCAACCCGGAACCGAUGAUCAAACCCUCACAUCAGGCGGCGACGCAUCAGGUGCGGCAGGCGGCGAUACAACCUCUGCGGCGACAGUGAAAGACUAUAUAAUGCUCGGCAUUCAGAGUCUGCGGAAUCAAGCAGCGGCCCUCAAGGAGGUGUGGAUGAAUAAGGAGAUGUACGUUGCACGACAGGUUGCACAACGCUUGGUGCGGGGAAUCAGCCCAACUCCACCGCGCAAGCUCGUGACUGAGUGGAAACACCAGGCAAGACGCGAGUUCUGUCAGCGAGCUCACAAACGGAUAGGCGAUGCUGCAGCGCUGGAGGCGAAGGCUAACGUUUGGGAGAAUAAACUUGCCACAGGCGCCCAAACGGACAUCGACGCCGCCGGAGUCGUCCAUCAGCAGGACGGUCAAAAAAAGCAGCGGGGAGUAGAGGUCCCGUCCACCACUCUUCCGGGCGACCCAUCUGUGAGCAGUGCUUCUCCCGGCUCAAGUCGGAGCCGCUCACUUGUCGGAACAGUGCUGGCAAGUACCGUUGAGCUAGAAGGCCGUGGCAAGGUGUCGUACGUUCAACUUGCCAUAGAAGCGUUGUCACGGCGCGUUGCAAAAUUAAAGAGCACAUGGGCGUGUCGGGAUACGUAUGUGGCUCUUCAAAUUGCCGCACGAAUGCUGCGUGGAAACAAUCGAUCACCGUCUGCGGUGGAACUCACGCAAUGGUGCCAGGCUGCGCGAGAUACAUUUCGCCGCAACAGCUCAACGCGUAAGCACCAAGCUGCCGAUCUGCUCGUGAAGGUCGACGAGCUUAAGCAAAGAGCAGUGGAAGCAGGGGUCACGCUUGAAAGCUCCCAGGAGCACAUUGUGGAGGAAUCCGAACUGGAUCGUUCUCUGACAGCUUCGCAAGACGAAGGGUCCUCUGCCGGUCGACCACCCCCUUCGACGCCUGUAGAGGCUCAAAUGACGUUCGCGCACCUUGCGAUCACCAGCUUACGGAGAGAAGCGAAGGAGAUUCGAGAACUAUGGUGCCGUGGCGAAGACUCUUUUGUUGCUCAGCAUGUGGCCGAGCGCUUGGUCCGUGAGGACAAUCCAUCGCCAACCCCCCAGGCAUACAAGCACAUGAGCUACGAAGCUCGGUCAAUGUUCCGUCGUGCGUUCGCAUGGCACCAACAAAAGGCAAGUGAACUGGAGGCGCAGGCACUCACCCUGGAACAAGAACUCCACCACCUACUGCCAUCUACACAAGGCCAUGAGGAAGAACCGCCGCCUGUCGCUGAAUCGUCGGGGAAAUCCUCCGAGUCUCCCAAGUCUGGAAAAAGGAAAGCAAAAACCAAACACCUCUCUCAGACUCCGUCCGCGAGCGCCGGUGAAGGCACCUCGAGCGCCGGUGAAGGCACCUCGAGCGCCGGCGCCGCGAGCAUGCCGAGAUCGCUCUGGCUAACUCCAGUCGUCGCCCUCCCCCUACGAGCACCUCGACAGGGCCCGUGGUGGCCGGGUGCCGAAGCCCCUGUUGCAGGUCGGCAGGUCUCCCCAACUGCCGAACCACAGCCGAAGAGAGCUAGACGUUCCAGAGAAACGUCAGGUCGGUCGCCGCCAACGGCGUCUGGCCCUUCUGUGGGUACAGGAGGCCAGCUGCCAGCACAACUAGGCCCAGCAUCCGCUGCGUCGGCUACACCUGCCGCUGAAUCAGACGGUGGGUCAAGUGAGACUGUACCAGCCCCGCCCAAAAAGCAAAUGCUCCUCCAAUUUCUAGCAACUCAAAUCGCUGCAGGCACGCCAUCGCCCCCCCAUCCAGUCCCAACGGUUCGGCCUCGUUCGCCGGCGUCAACAGCGUCUGCAGGGCCGCCUCUGGCCGCACGCCCCCACCCGUCGCUCCUCCAACCAGCAAGACAAGCCGAGUGGCCCGGGCGCGUCUCUAGCGACAGAGAGCCAAGGGCACUGCCGCUCAAGAAGCGCCCACUCCGCACCCCCCUUCCUCUCGUCCACUCCUCGCCUACCAGCACCACCCAGCACGAACGGGGCCCGCCUGUGUCUGGAGCUCACACUACAGCAGGGACCGAGCCCUCAUCUGGUGUUCAACCACCACCUUAA
Molecule: messenger RNA, 3666 nt
Organism: Toxoplasma gondii ME49
Lineage: Eukaryota; Apicomplexa; Conoidasida; Eucoccidiorida; Sarcocystidae
Product: KRUF family protein
Exons: 6
Coding region: 838-3666 (942 amino acids)
Source: RefSeq, a predicted model, not a curated record